AUGUUGGAGAUUCAGCUAUCCGAGUCUCCUGAACCUUUCCCAGCCCUGCAUGCUGAGUCCGCUAUCAAUCUUGAACCAGAGGACUCAAGCGGCCACAUCCCAGAGUCCAAGUCGCAUCAAGACCGGGCUGACCAGCCCGGUGGGUCUGGAGAUGGAUGGAAUAUCUCAGCUACCCUCAAGCAUGGUAGCGACUCGUCAGUCGAUCUCCUGCUGCCGGAUAGGCCCUACGAUGUCCAGUUGUCCGCAAUGGACGUUCACAGCAUCGCCGAGAACGUCUGGCCUCAAGAGAUUCGGGAUUAUUAUGCUAGUCUGCGCUCUUUUUUCCAAUCUAGGAAGGAUCCUCAACUCCGGCCUGAUGCUCCCCUCGACUUCGAGUACCUGGACAGCAAGUUUGUCCUCGACAGUAAUGUCAGCGUUCGUCGCAGUGAAGACGCUGUUGCCCGCCCACUCGAGCCAACUUCUUCGGCAGCAGCGCAGACAACCAUUGUCGUGACAGAGAGUGUAACAGAUCUCGAAUCUGGCCAGAAGACCAUUCGCUGCGAGGUGCAGUGCACAAAGCCCCAGUCAGACAGAGCAUGGGAGGACUUUCUCGCUACGUGCGACCGUCUCACAGACGAUACGAAUCGCAAGUUCCACCCACAUGUAUCGGACUACGAGACCAAUGUCUUAUAA
Molecule: messenger RNA, 672 nt
Organism: Gloeophyllum trabeum ATCC 11539
Lineage: Eukaryota; Fungi; Basidiomycota; Agaricomycetes; Gloeophyllales; Gloeophyllaceae
Exons: 3
Coding region: 1-672 (223 amino acids)
Source: RefSeq, a predicted model, not a curated record